Messenger RNA from Penicillium vulpinum, 471 nucleotides. RefSeq names its product nuclear transport factor 2 family protein. The transcript is spliced from 2 exons. Lineage: Eukaryota; Fungi; Ascomycota; Eurotiomycetes; Eurotiales; Aspergillaceae. The coding region runs from base 1 to 471 and encodes 156 amino acids. The record is from RefSeq and is a predicted model, not a curated record.
AUGGCAGAUCUCAAACCACCAUUUAAUGAAAGGACUGCGCGGGAAAAAGUCAAAGCAGCGCAGGAUAUGUGGAAUACGAAGGACCCCGUUCGAGUUGCUCAGGCAUACACCCCAACGUGCAUCUGGCGUGUUCGAGACUAUUUCCUUACUGGGACAGAAGCUAUCGUCGCGUUCUUGCAAGCGAAAUGGAAACGCGAGCAUAGUUAUCGACUUCGAAAAGAACUUUUUGCUUUCCGGGAUGAUUGCAUUGCUGUGCAGUUUUGGUAUGAGUUUCAGGAUGUGGAAGAUGGAAUGCGCUGGAAGCGAUGCUAUGGGCUGGAGGACUGGACUUUCGAUGAUACGGGAAAGAUGCGAAAGCGUAUGAUGAGUGGAAAUGAUGUCCUGAUCGGACCAGAAGGGAAUGGCGAGGGGCGAUGGUUUGCAGAUGAGGUUAAUGUGAAUGAUGUACCUAUUAGUGAACAGCAUUGGUGA